Anguilla anguilla (European eel) is the source of this 2706-nucleotide messenger RNA. Its product is annotated as sialate O-acetylesterase-like. The record is from RefSeq and is a predicted model, not a curated record. Gene Ontology annotation, biological process: carbohydrate metabolic process. Gene Ontology annotation, molecular function: sialate O-acetylesterase activity. The transcript has 10 exons. Lineage: Eukaryota; Metazoa; Chordata; Actinopteri; Anguilliformes; Anguillidae. The coding region runs from base 70 to 1599 and encodes 509 amino acids.
CGUGAUCUCCAGCUUGAAAUAGGCUGCUGAUUUGCUACUUCCUGAUUUGAUACAAGUACAGGCGUAACAAUGUGUCAGCUAAAUGUUUUCAGUCUACUCUGCGCAGUUUAUGUCUUGAAUGCUGUCCGGGCAGACCUCCGCUUCGCCUCCUAUUAUGGCAGUCACAUGGUGCUGCAGAAAGCACCGGAACAGGCAGUGCUGUGGGGAUACGGGUCAAACGAGUACAAAGUCACUGUCUUUUUGGUAGGAGAACUAGAGUUCCACAGCCAAGUUGUGGAUGUGCAAAAUGGGACAUGGAGGGUGACUCUGCCCCCACAGACAGCCGGUGGCCCCUAUAACGUGACGGCUAUCCAGCAAGAUGCCCAGGUCACCCUGACGGACCUCCUGUUCGGGGACGUGUGGCUGUGUGGCGGGCAAAGCAACAUGGCCUUCCCUCUUUCUCAGGUGUUCAAUGCGUCAGCAGAGAAGGCUCAAGCAGCAAAAUAUCCGGACGUACGGAUCUUCAUGGCCGCCUUAGAGCUAAGCCAAGAAGAGCUGAUUGACCUGCGCAAGGUGCAGAUGCCCUGGUCUGUCCCCUCUGCAGACCUAGUGGGCAACUUCUCCGCAGUCUGCUGGCUGUUUGGGCGCUAUCUGUACAAGAUCCUGGGGUACCCGGUGGGGCUGGUGGAGUCCUGCUGGGGGGGGACCCCUGUGGAGGCCUGGUCCUCCACCCGGGCGCUCCAGAAGUGUGGCCUGGACGGACUGGAAAUGGAAGACAAGAGAUUCUUUUAUAUCGCCUCGUUGCCAAAUAAAUAUGGACCGUCACCAAAGAGAGAGAACUCUGUGCUCUGGAACGCCAUGAUCCACCCCUUCCUCAACAUGACAAUCAAGGGAGCCAUCUGGUAUCAAGGUGAGGAUAACACCGCGUAUCACCUGGACAAGUACGCCUGCUCCUUCCCCGCCAUGAUCGACGACUGGAGAGAGGCCUUCCACCUGGGCUCCGGGGGCCAGACCGCCCUGGACUUCCCGUUUGGAUUCGUACAGCUGUGCACGUACAACAAGAGCGCAGAGAGCGACAGCUUCCCAGAACUCCGCUGGCACCAGACGGCAGACUACGGCUUCAGCCCAAACCCCCGCAUGAAGAAUACUUUCAUGGCCGUCGCUGUGGACUUGCCUGAUGAAAAGUCCCCUUGGGGCAGUAUCCACCCACGCGACAAGCAGGACGUGGCCUACAGGCUGACGCUGGGGGCGCGAGCCGUGGUCUACGGCGAGAAGGGCGUGGCCUUCCAGGGCCCAUUUCCUGUCAAUGUCCUGCUGAAAGGAGACCUCAUCACCGUCACCUACACUCAAGCAGUUUCUGUCGCUCCGUCCAAAUCUGCAUUUGAGAUCUGCUGCACCAAAGAAAUAAAUCCCUGCAACUCCAAUUCAACAUGGCUGCCGGCUCCCAUAAUGCAGUGGGGCCACAGCUACGUCCAGGUGUCCACCGCCACGUGUGAGAACGCGGUGGCAGGCCUGCGGUACGCGUGGAGGGACUGGCCCUGUGACUUCAAAGCCUGCCCGGUCUACAGCGACGACGAAGAGCUGCCCGCCCCCCCUUUCACCAUAAACCGCUGGCCGUAGCACGGAGCAGCAGGAGAACUGAGCCAAUGAGCUACAGGGCUUUUUUUUACGUUUUCUUUUUCACUUUUUUUUUUGGGGGGGGGGUGGUCCCCAUUUGGUAUCACCAGUUGUGCCUCUUUAAUUGCGCUGUCUCACACGUCCGUUCCUCGAAUGUAUUUCUCUGUGAUACAGUGACUGUUCUACGAACAACAGACUGAACGGCGCUACAGGAAAGCUGCUGCCAGUUAGCAGGAGAGGUAGCAUCAAUCUCUCACUGCUGACAGCUGGUACCCUGUGGGUACCGGGCAUGUGGCUGUGAGAACCCAGCAUGCCAAUCAUCAGAGAAACCCUGGCCAGUGUAAAACCACCCUACCCCCUAGGCUGGUGAGACGGAUUGGGUGCAGACCUAUUGCUGCAGACGCCUGUGGUCAUAGUCUACCAAUGGCAGAGUGGAAAAAACCCUCUUGAACCUGGAGCCCUCUGCUGGUACUCAAUUUACUACAUUACAUUACAUUACAGGCAUUUAGCAGACACUCUUAUCCAGAGCGACUUACACAAUGUUUUUUAUAGCAUUUGCAUUGCACCCAUUUAUACAGCUGGAUAUAUACUGAAGCAAUGCAGGUUAAGUACCUUGCUCAAGGGUACAACGGUAGUGUCCCACCCGGGAAUCGAAUGAAGACCAGCUCCUUACCCAUUAUACUACACCGCCACUCUGUAAUAAUAAUCACUACCUCAAUAGUAAUAGUAAUACUUUAUUUGAUGACUGAGGUGAUUGGUGUUCUAGAAAUGUGACUAUAGUGCCAUAGUUCAGUGAACCAUGGAGGGUGAUCACUGGACAGAUUCCUGAGUUGAAGUCUUUUUUGUAAUGUGUUCAUACCAAAGCACAGCAUUACUGUGAUGUACCUCCUCACUUAAGACACUUUAUCAAUGUACAAUUUGCACUGUAAAUGAACAUUCUUGAAUAUUCUCUGUCAAUUGUCAGGUUUUUAUACUCAUUUGUAAAACAAAUGUACUACAAAGCAUGUGUGCUGAUUUUCUCAAUUGCAAAGGACAGAAUGAUGAACCUGCAGGUCAUGUUUGUAUCAUCAGUCUGGAUCUUUGCCCUUAAAUAAAUUUACUUGUAAAAAG